UCUACGUACGACAGUCGAACUAAAAGAAUGGAUGUUUAUAUGUAUCUUUUUCAAUGUGAAUUAUAUUCAUGGAUUAAUAUAGUCUUCUGGUAUUUUACAAGUGUUGGAUGCCUAAGCAACAUUUAGAAAAAUGAUGAUCUGAACAACUGCACACACUUUUAAAGUUAGUUGUUCACUGAAAGAACUUCAAAGCUGAAACUUUAUAGAAAUACUCAGUGACAAACCUAAACAUUUAUACUCGGGUUUCAAAGUUUUUUAUUUUAUUUUAAACUGCCUCAGUUAUAGUAUCUUUUUUUAUACUUAGGUUUAGAUACACUACUGUUAUCAACAUUGCUGCCGUACCGUUGCGGCAAUAAACAGAGCUGUACAUAGAGUAGGCAUACAACAUCCGGGCUAUGCUCUCAGCCUGCGCAGGAACGGAAUGGCGGAGCGGAUUCAAUGGGCUCUGGAGGUCAGCGUGUGAGGCUAGCAGCGUUCCUGGGGCAGGGCUAUGAGGGUGGGCACCAGGAGCAGGAGGCCCCGGCCCUAGAGGAGCGGGGGAAGCAGUGCCCCAUGAAGAUGGCAGCUCGCCACCACGCCCGUGCUGAGCUGCCCCUGGAGGAUCUGUUGGGCCUGUGUGGGUACGAGGUGUCUGGGCCCCUCCUGCAGCAAGACAAGCAGCCCAACGAGCUGGCUGCCAGCCUGCCUGACAUGACCCUGGACAAGGAUCAGAUAUCCAGGGACCUGUUCCCUGGCCAGGACGGCGAGGAGUCGACGUCUGAUGACCUCACUCCCUCCGUCACCUCCCACGCCUCAGACCUCCUGCGGUGUCACCUCCGAGCCAACCUGCACUCCGCGGCAGACAAAGCUUCGACCAGCUCCUCCUCCGACGAAGACUCAGACGAGGGCUCCGUUCCCUCCAAUGACGGACGGAAGGAUAUCAUGGUGGGCUCUCAGUACCAAGCCAAAAUCCCUCCUCUCAACCCCUGCACCUACCAGGAGAGAGCCUAUGAGAGUGAGGACCAGCUGUUGUGGAGCCCUGGUGUGCUAUCAGGCCAGGCUGUGGAGGACUUCCUGCUGUGCUCCCAGAGACGGGGGCCCCCUCGGGGGCUUGCCGACACCCCACUGCCCGGGGACUCCGUCAGGGACAAUGAGCAGGCUCUGUAUGAGCUGGUGAAAUGCAACUUUAACGCAGAAGAGGCUCUGACACGACUACGCUUCAAUGUGAAAGUCUUCAGUGAGGAGCUGUGCGCCUGGAGCGAGGAGGAGUGUCGCAACUUCGAGCACGGCUAUCGUGUUCACGGGAAAAACUUUCACCUCAUUCAAGCCAACAAGGUACGCACGCGCUCCGUAGGGGAAUGCGUGGAGUAUUACUACAUGUGGAAGAAAUCGGACCGCCACGAGUUCUUCACCCAGCAGACCACCAAGCUGGGCCGCAAGAAGUUCAGCCUGCAGUCGGACUACAUGGAAGUCAGGACUGAUCCGGGAGAGGAUGGCGACCAGGAUGGAGAGGGGGGGGAGGUGGAGGGGGGAACUCACUCCCACAGCCCACCAGCCAGGCAGCUUGACCCCCCCUCGCCUCGGCUGGACCAGCCAGGUGCUCUGCUUGGACCGGGGGUGUGGGACUACUGUGGUGACCGGGGCGCCAGCCCUCCAGACGACCGUCAGCUGUCCAGCUCUUACCCUCCGCCCCCCCCUCCGGACGACCUGCGCCAGCCCACAUUCCACUGCCCCAGCCCGGGCAGCCGACCCUCCACCUGCCCCCCUCAGCUCCAGCCCUCCUCUCCAGCAUCCGCCGAGGGGCCUCGCCUGCUGGGCCCUGGGUUCUACCACCUCCAGUUGGGGCCCUUCUUCUUGGAGGGCCGGCCAGCGGGGCCUGGCUGUGGCGGCGCCCCCCAGAGGACCCAGGUGGACUUCUCCUUGCCCCCCGCCACCCCGGCCUCUCCCACGCAGGCUUCCUCCACGGCUUCUGCGUCUUCAGACUUCGGGGCCAUCAGCAGCUUCCUGGGGGCCCCUGCCAUCCAGCACCCCCGCUCCCUCACGCAGUGAGGGGCCCAGGGAAAGGUGCGUUCGUUUUAACACAGAGCACAUUCCUAGACGACUCGGUGCUUCCGGGGGCACUGUCUAAAUUUGAAUUAAUCAGACCAGAGCUUCCUUGACCCUUGGCUGUGGCGAGCUCUCCGGGAGAGGAAGUGUAUCCUCUAACUUAGUGUAGCAGUGCAUGCUGGGAGAUGGGGCCUACCUGGACCAGUGUGUUUACAGGAGCACAAUUACGCCACCUAUCUGUAGGGGCCAACAAUGCAGCUACUCUACGUCAGGUCAUGAUGAAAUGUAAGUCCCUUGGCAGAACAUGAGAGAGACAUGAAUGUGUUGCAGACAGACAAACAGGGUUAGGCAGGUUGACAGACAGACAGACAGACAACUGGCAGACAGACAGGCAAAUGGAC
Messenger RNA from Hypomesus transpacificus, 2426 nucleotides. It is a transcript of the gene mier2, whose product is annotated as mesoderm induction early response 1, family member 2. The transcript is spliced from 12 exons. Gene Ontology annotation, cellular component: nucleoplasm. Gene Ontology annotation, biological process: negative regulation of transcription by RNA polymerase II. Lineage: Eukaryota; Metazoa; Chordata; Actinopteri; Osmeriformes; Osmeridae. The coding region runs from base 439 to 2028 and encodes 529 amino acids. Gene Ontology annotation, molecular function: histone deacetylase binding; transcription corepressor activity. The record is from RefSeq and is a predicted model, not a curated record.